AUGCAGAAUGCUGGGCUCAGCCCCACUCCGAGCCUCCGGGCUCUGGGGGCCCUGUCCGUGGCGGCCCUUCUCUCUGCUGUCUGGCUCUGGUGGCGGCUCGGGGCAGCCCCCGGGGGAGCCCCGGCCCCACAGCCCACGAUCACCAUCCUCGUCUGGCACUGGCCAUUUGCCAGCCAUCCUCCAGAGCUGCCUGGGGACACCUGCGCCAGGUAUGGGGUUGCCCGCUGCCGCCUGACCGCCAACCGCAGCCUGCUGGCCAGCGCCGACGCCGUGGUCUUCCACCACCGAGAGCUGCAGGCCCAGCGGGCCCGCCUGCCCCUGUCUGAGCGGCCGCGGGGCCAGCCCUGGGUGUGGGCCUCCAUGGAGUCGCCCAGCCACACCCGCGGCCUCGGCCGCCUCCGAGGGGUCUUCAACUGGGUGCUGAGCUACCGGCGUGACUCGGACAUCUUCGUGCCCUACGGCCGCCUGGAGCCCCGUGAGGGGCCUGCACCUCCUCUGCCGGCCAAGCGUGGGAUGGCCGCGUGGGUGGUCAGCAACUUCCAGAAGCGGCAGCGGCGUGUGCAGCUGUACCGGCAGCUGGCGCCGCACCUGCGGGUGGACGUGUUCGGCCGCGCAACUGGGCAGCCCCUGUGUGCUGGUUGCCUGCUGCGCGCUGUGGCCAGCUACCGCUUCUACCUGGCCUUUGAGAACUCCGAGCACCGGGACUACAUCACCGAGAAGUUCUGGCGCAACGCGCUGCUGGCCGGCACUGUGCCCGUGGCCUUGGGCCCCCCGAGGGCUGCCUACGAGGCUGUCGCCCCGCCUGACGCCUUCGUGCAUGUAGACGACUUUGGCUCGGCCCGCGAGCUGGCCGCCUUCCUCACCGGCAUGAACGAGAGCUGCUAUCGGCGCUACUUCGCGUGGCGAGACCAGUUCCGCGUGCGGCUGUUCAGCGACUGGCGGGAGCGCUUCUGUGCCAUCUGUGCCCGGUUCCCCCAGCUGCCCCGUGGCCAGGUCUACCAGGACCUUGAGGGCUGGUUCCAGGCCUGA
Molecule: messenger RNA, 1029 nt
Organism: Budorcas taxicolor (takin)
Lineage: Eukaryota; Metazoa; Chordata; Mammalia; Artiodactyla; Bovidae
Gene: FUT7
Product: fucosyltransferase 7
Exons: 2
Coding region: 1-1029 (342 amino acids)
Cellular component (GO): membrane
Molecular function (GO): alpha-(1->3)-fucosyltransferase activity
Source: RefSeq, a predicted model, not a curated record